Molecule: messenger RNA, 435 nt
Organism: Cajanus cajan (pigeon pea)
Lineage: Eukaryota; Viridiplantae; Streptophyta; Magnoliopsida; Fabales; Fabaceae
Source: RefSeq, a predicted model, not a curated record
AUGGCAAGUGGAGAAACAUAUUGGUGUUACACAUGUAGACAACCAAUCCAGGUUGUAGAAAGGGAUGCUAUUUGCCCUUAUUGUAAUCAAGGCUUGUUGCAACAAUCUAAUGAGCUACUAAGUGCCACAGAAUCAAGAAAUGCGCCUAGAGAUGUUGUUGGUAACUUUAUAAGUCGCCUACAGAGGGGAAUAUAUUUAGAUUUUGGUCAUGGUUGUACUCUCUUUGUUCGACUACCAAGGCAUCUUUGUACUUCAACUUCUAAUGCUACCUCAAUGAGUGACCUCAUUGAACAACACAACAGAAAUAGAGUGUCACAAUCAUGCAUUGAUGCAAUACCAAUUAUUAAGAUCACACAAUCUGAUUCACAAUGUCCAAUUUGCUUGGAAGAAUUUGAAGUGGGUCAUGAGGCCAAAAAAAUGCCAUGUGACCACAUU